UGGAAUAGAAGACCGCUUCGACACGCCAUUGAUGAUUCGCACGGCCGUUACGGAACAUAAAUAUGGUACUUAAUAUCGAAGAGUUUUCUUGUCUCUUCCCGCAUCCAUGUCGGACCACGAUAUCGAGAAACAGUCCGUCGGCGUCGAGGAGGGAAAGUCCGUGGAGUCUAUCGACCUCUAUUCCUUCCACGAGCAGGCUGCGGGUCGUUUGGUCAUUGACCCCGGCGAGGCCGCAAUCGAAUUCGGGGAAGCUUUCGCGUCGCGUCUCAAGCUCUCGCGCGACGGAACGAAGGUUCUGUGGCCGCAGCCGACCGAUUCCCCGCAUGACCCGCAAAACUGGAGCGACGGCAAGAAGUCGAUGCUGCUGAUCAUCAUGACCCUCGCUGCUAUUGUGCCGGACUUCGAUUCCGGAAUUGGCAUUGCGGCUAUCUUCAAGUUGGCUGCUCAGUACAACACGACAACGGAUGUCAUCAACAAUCUCACCUCGAACUGGAGUAUCUUCUUAUUGGGCUGGGGAGGCAUAGCUGCUGUGGUGUUCAUCAGGCGAUUGGGACGUCUGCCUGUUCUGUUUUGGUCGCAGCUGCUCGCUCUCGCGUUCUUGAUUGGCGCCACCUUCGCACCCGACUUGAACACAUUUACCGCGAUGCGGUGUCUGACUGCGUUCUUCGGGUCGGCACCGCAAGUUACCGGACUGUAUGUCGUGACCGAUCUGUAUCCCUUUCAUCUCCAAGCUCGCAUGGUGAACUUCUGGACGAUGGGAUUCAUCGUGUCGCCCUUCAUCUCGCCGUUUUUGUUUGGCUUUCUCGUGGCGCGAACUUCCUGGCGCUGGGCCUAUGGCAUCGGCUCCAUAUACGGCCUGAUCGUCGUGGUUCUGAUCGCGCUCUUUAUGGAGGAAACAAUGUACGAUCGAACUGUCAAGCCGAUCCCGCCGCGCCCGACUUCAGGGCUUCGCUAUCGAAUCGAAACGCUCGUUGGGAUAACGGGGUACAAGAUGCAGCAGUACCGAAUCUCGUGGGGCGAGGCAAUCAUCUCACCCUUGAAUGUCAUAUGGCGCCCGCACAUCUUCGGACUGCUUGUCUUUGAGGCCUUCUUGUUCGGAUUCGGCAUUGGGAUCAAUGUCACGAACGCAGUCUUCCUCGGCAGCCCGCCUCCCGUUGGAUUCGGAUGGUCCCCCUUCGCCACUGCCGGAGGGUACGGCACUCCGAUCGUGGCCGUCAUCCUGGGCGAACUCGUGGGUCGCUACGUGAACGAUUGGAUCAUGAACUGGAGCAUCAAGCGCAACAACGGGGUCUUCGAGGCUGAAAGUCGACUCUGGGCCUGUUACGUUGCGUUGCCGCUGUACAUUGCCGGAUUUGUGCUCCUCGGUGCCGCGUUCCAGAACAAACUCAGUCCCGGUGCCCUCGUGAUAGGUUGGGGACUGGCGGUCAUGGCCAUCAUGAUCACCACCGUCGCUGUUUAUGCGUACUGCAACGACGCUUUCCCAAAGCAUCAGGGCGAAGUCAGUGCGCUGAUCAAUCUGUGCCGUACUUUGGGCGGCUUCGGCGUUGCUUACUUCCAGGUCAAAUGGGCUCUGGAACACGGUGCCCUCCAGGUGUUCGGUUGCGAAGCAGCCAUCGUGGCCGGUCUGUUCUUGCUUGUGAUCCCUGCUCUCCAACUUUUCGGGCGGGAUGUUCGGGCCAAGUUCUCUCUCCAUUGAUGAUGGAUGGCAAUAUGAUCUAUAUACCAAGUUCGGCUUCAAAAGUCGCCUGAUUUUAGUUGAUUUUCGCUUUGAAUAUGAAGUGUGUCGAGACUGCACCGCAC
Molecule: messenger RNA, 1800 nt
Organism: Mycena citricolor
Lineage: Eukaryota; Fungi; Basidiomycota; Agaricomycetes; Agaricales; Mycenaceae
Source: the annotation of a GenBank genome assembly